Messenger RNA from Betta splendens (Siamese fighting fish), 3509 nucleotides. RefSeq names its product myogenesis regulating glycosidase (putative) (gene myorg). Bases 224 to 2278 code for a protein of 684 amino acids. Lineage: Eukaryota; Metazoa; Chordata; Actinopteri; Anabantiformes; Osphronemidae. The transcript is spliced from 3 exons. The record is from RefSeq and is a predicted model, not a curated record. Gene Ontology annotation, biological process: carbohydrate metabolic process; skeletal muscle fiber development. Gene Ontology annotation, molecular function: hydrolase activity, hydrolyzing O-glycosyl compounds.
UUAAUGGGGAUUCAUGUGGGUGCGCAUAAAUAACGCGCGUGCGGCGCGUCGGUGGCAGCGGUUACGUGUUGUUUUCCCUCCGCUAACUUUAUCUCCACCCAUCAAGACGCGCGACCCAGCGCCUCAACAUAUGGCGACUGUACUGCAUUGAGAGUUGUGGACCGGCGAAAAAGGUGCACCAAGAGGUCCAGAACGCCGCCAAAGGAAUUCCUCUGGGAAAACCAUGUACCAAGUGGUGCCUGGAGGAGCUGGGGGCACAAAUACAGACGUUCUCCCCAAGCAGAAACGCAGCAAAGACACUCGGCCCCUAGUUGGUGCCGGACUGAUCGGCCUGGUGCUGGUGAUCGGGGCCGUGACUGCGUGGUGUUAUUAUAUAGCUUCCCUUCGCAAAGCGGAGCUGCUUAAAACCCAGCUGUUGGACCUGAAUAAAGAUGGCUACAUCAUCCGCAACCAGGGAGGGGCAAUUGUUUUCAGAAUGGAUUUCAGGUCUGGGACUCUGGAUUUGGAUUCCUGCUCUAAGGAAGGGGAGAUUCUGAGCUGUGGACGCACCACUGACAGAAAACUCAAGUUCUUUAUUGAGACAGUUCGGCCUAAGGACACAGUGCAAUGCUACCGCGUGCGCUGGGAGGAACUGGUUCCCAACAUUCUCGUUGAACACGCUAUGACAUACAAGUUUGCACACUGGUAUGGAGGGGCAAUUUCAGCCAUCCAGCACUGGCCCAUUUCUAUUUCUGGCCAACAGGCUCCCAAACCCUUUGUUACGAGUGACAUCUACUCAAACCGCGAGGAGUUCGGUGGGAUUUUGGAGAGUUACUGGCUCUCCUCCAACGCCACGGCCAUCAAGAUCAACAGUUCCGUGCCCUUCCACCUAGGCUGGAACAACACGGAGAAGACCAUGUACUUCCAGGCGCGGUACAAUGACAGUCCCUUCAAGCCGAACACGGGAGAGGCUCCGUGCGCUGAGCUUAGUUACAGGGUGUGUGUGGGUGUGGACGUGACAUCCAUACACAAGUACAUGGUGCGCAGGUACUUCAACAAGCCAAACAAGGUGCCAGCCAAAGUCAUAUUCCAGCAUCCCAGUUGGUCCACCUGGGCGCUACACAAGACCGACAUCAAUCAGGAGAAGCUCUUGACUUUCGCCGACAACAUCCGCAAAUACAAUUUCAACUGCAGCCAACUGGAGGUGGACGACGGCUACACCUCGCAAUAUGGGGAUUUUGAGUUUGACCCCAUUAAGUUCCCCGACCCCUCGGCCAUGUUCCAGAAGCUGAAGUCGGACGGUUUCCGCGUGUCCCUGUGGAUCCACCCGUUCGUCAACUACGAGUCCGUGAACUUCCACCCCGGGGUGCAGAGGGGUCUGUUCGUCAGGGAGCCGACGGGCCAGCUUCCAGCCCUGGUCCGCUGGUGGAACGGCAUCGGCGCAAUUGUGGACUUUACAAAUUCGGAGGCCCGCGACUGGUUUUCCUCGCAGCUGCGCUCGCUGCGCUCCCGGUACGGCGUGUCCUCUUUUAAGUUCGACGCAGGGGAAACCAACUAUUUACCAUGGAAAUUUAGCACCAAAAAUCUCAUUCGAGACCCAAGCUUUUUCACCAGACGUUACACUGAAAUGGCAAUGCCUUACAACGACCGGGCCGAGAUGCGUAGCGGCUACCAGUCCCAAAACAUUUCAUGCUUCUUCAGACCCAUCGACAGAGACUCGGUGUGGGGCUACGAGCUAGGUCUCAAAUCUCUAAUCCCCACAGUGCUUACCAUCAGCAUCCUCGGCUAUCAGUUCAUUAUUCCGGACAUGAUCGGGGGAAACGCCUAUCUGAACCGCACCGAUGGAAGCCGUGGGCUGCCUGAUCGAGAGCUAUACAUCCGCUGGCUGGAGCUGGCAGCCUUCAUGCCCUCCAUGCAGUUUUCAAUCCCACCGUGGGAAUACGACAACGAGGUGGUCGAAAUCGCUCGAAAAUACACGGCCCUUCACGAGAGCCUCGUGGCACCGCGGGUCCUGGAGCUGGCCAGCGAGGUGCUGACCACUGGGGACCCAAUCAUACGGCCGCUGUGGUGGAUUGCCACAGGCGAUGAGACGGCCUACAAAAUCGACUCUCAGUUUCUGAUUGGGGAUGACCUCAUGGUAGCCCCGGUUUUAGAGCGUGGAAAGCAGGAGCGCGACAUCUACCUUCCUGCUGGUCGCUGGAGAAGCUACAAGGGGGAGAGGUUUGAUAUCAAGAAGCCGCAGCAUCUCACGGACUAUCCGGUGGACCUGGAUGAGAUUGCUUACUUUGUGUGGGUGUAGCUAACAGCAGCUGCAGGAUGGGCCUAUGUUUGCGUGAAAAGCAGCCUUUACAAACUUUUGCUUUUAUGCUUGAGACAUUGAAUGUUUUUAUGCAAGUUCUUUUAUUUCCUAAACAGUAACAUCAGAAAUGUGAAAUGCCAUCAACUCGUAAACUAAUGAAUGUUUGCCUUAUUAUAUUAUGUGGAUUAAUAUCUUUAUGCCAAACAAGGGCACUUUAAAACCGAGUGUGCAACUUUUAAUGAAUGCGUCAAGUUACAGGCACAUUAUAAAUUUAUAUACAUUUCCAAAAAUGACACAUCCUGUAAAUAUUUGUUAUAUGCUUGCCUGAAAUUCAUUGGAUUGAGUAAUAAUAUAUGAAUAUGCUCCUAGGUUCAAACUUUUAAUCAUACUCCAUAGAAAAUGUCAUCUACUAAAAGUUGCACAGUUUUGUUUUAAAGAGCCUACAAGCCAUAGGAUUGAGAUUGGAGAUAAAGGGAAUAUGCUGUGAACUGACCAACUCAUGAUUAUUGUCGUUGUGCCAUACAGUAAGUUGCUUUACUUCUGUGUCACAGUCUAAUACAGAUGAGAUGGUGGAAGCGGUGUCUUCUUAGACGCCAAUGAAUCUUUUAGGUUUGUGCGCUGAGCUGCUUCUCAGGAAGUCAGGUUUUAUGUGCCGCUCAUCAGGACGAAUGCUUAAAGUUGAACCAUCACAUACGGCAUGUGCCGUUGUUUGUGUAUCACAGUGUGAUGCAAAUCCUCCUCGUGUUUUGCCAUAUUAAUAACUUUGGCCAUAAAUAUGUGGAGUGUUAAUGUUACUUUGUUUGGUACAUAUGCUAAAACUGCUUUGCUAUGUUGUUUUAUAUGUAAUUGAUACAGUGUUAAAAGGCCACAUGGUGCUUUCCCUUAGCCUCUUAAUUUAAUCGACUAUGCAGCAACAGAUUUUUUGAAAACCAUUUUUAAAUUCAUUUUACAUACAUGUUAAAGUGCACUGGUAAAAGCGUGUAUUGUAACAUUUUGUUGUUACAGCGUCACAAUCAUGGAUAGAACGCUAGCGUCUGUAGAGUCUUUGUUUGACAUCAAAGUAAAUCUGAUAAAAGGUCAUUGUGGGCAACGUGGUUGAUUAGACGUCACAUUUCUCUGUUUUAAAUAGGGCCGAUCCCAGACUUGACAUCUAUCAUGGAGUUUGUAUGUUUAUUUGAAAUGUUUUUAACCUUUUGUGGUUUUUGAGAAUUAAAACGUGUUUCCUUCUGAA